AUGAACCUGGAGGGCGGUGGCAGCCGAGGCGGAGAGUUCGGCAUGAGCUCUGUGAGCUGUGGCAACGGGAAACUCCGCCAGUGGCUGAUCGACCAGAUCGACAGCGGCAAGUACCCAGGGCUGGUGUGGGAGAACGAGGAGAAGAGCAUCUUCCGCAUCCCCUGGAAGCACGCGGGCAAGCAGGACUACAACCGCGAGGAGGACGCCGCCCUCUUCAAGGCUUGGGCGCUAUUUAAAGGAAAAUUCCGAGAAGGCAUUGACAAGCCAGACCCUCCCACAUGGAAGACACGUUUACGAUGUGCUUUGAACAAGAGCAAUGACUUCGAGGAACUGGUUGAGAGGAGCCAGCUGGACAUCUCAGACCCCUACAAAGUAUACAGGAUUGUUCCCGAGGGAGCCAAAAAAGGAGCCAAGCAGCUCACCCUAGAGGACCCACAGAUGACCAUGAACCACCCCUAUGCCAUGCCGACUCCUUACACCUCACUCCCAGCUCAGCAGGUCCAUAACUACAUGAUGCCACCUCAUGACCGAAGCUGGAGGGAAUACGUCCCUGACCAGCCCCACCCUGACAUUCCUUAUCAAUGUCCUGUGACCUUUGGACCCCGAAGCCACCACUGGCAAGGCCCAGCUUGUGAAAAUGGUUGCCAGGUGACAGGAACCUUUUAUGCUUGUGCACCACCUGAGUCCCAGGCCCCUGGAAUCCCCAUAGAGCCAAGCAUAAGGUCUGCCGAAGCCUUGGCCCUCUCAGACUGCCGACUCCACAUCUGCUUGUAUUACCGGGAAGUCCUGGUGAAAGAGUUGACCACGGCCAGCCCUGAAGGCUGUCGGAUCUCCCAUGGGCACACCUAUGAUGCCAGUAACCUGGACCAAGUCCUCUUCCCCUACCCAGAGGACAAUGGUCAGAGGAAAAACAUCGAGAAACUGCUGAGUCACCUGGAAAGGGGUGUGGUCCUCUGGAUGGCCCCUGACGGGCUCUACGCCAAAAGACUAUGCCAGAGCAGGAUCUACUGGGAUGGACCCUUGGCAUUGUGCAGUGACCGGCCCAACAAACUGGAAAGAGACCAGACCUGCAAGCUGUUUGACACACAGCAGUUUUUAUCAGAACUGCAAGCAUUUGCUCACCAUGGCCGUCCGCUGCCAAGAUUCCAGGUAACUCUGUGCUUCGGGGAAGAGUUUCCGGAUCCCCAGAGACAAAGGAAACUUAUUACUGCUCACGUUGAACCUCUACUGGCCAGACAGCUCUAUUAUUUCGCUCAGCAAAACAGUGGACACUUCCUAAGGGGCUAUGAUUUACCUGAACAUAUGAGCAGUCCAGAGGAUUAUCACAGGUCCAUUCGCCACUCCUCCAUUCAAGAAUGAGAAACGUCCCGUGAUUCUGCUUCAUUGUAAAUAUCUGACUAUGACACCACAGCUGAUUGAACCCCCUUCAUAUUGUUUUGUUUUUGUUUUUUGAUGACAUUUGAGAAGAAUCUCAGCAGGAAUAUGUGUAGAAAAUCAGCUCCAUCUGAUUGACAGACAAGCUUAUUCCAAAAGAACGGAUGGUGGUCUUGAUGGUCUCCCGUAGAUUGCCAACAUUGGUGAUAACUGUGAAAUUAACCAAAGGGUGUGUUUACAUUCACUGAAAUGCUAUAUUUUAUUUGAUGUGGAUUAUUUCUUGAAGACUGAGAUAACUUAUGUUUCAGUGUUGACCACUAAUAGAGCG
Molecule: messenger RNA, 1702 nt
Organism: Eptesicus fuscus (big brown bat)
Lineage: Eukaryota; Metazoa; Chordata; Mammalia; Chiroptera; Vespertilionidae
Gene: IRF4
Product: interferon regulatory factor 4
Exons: 8
Coding region: 1-1359 (452 amino acids)
Biological process (GO): immune system process; regulation of transcription by RNA polymerase II
Cellular component (GO): nucleus
Molecular function (GO): DNA-binding transcription factor activity, RNA polymerase II-specific; protein binding; RNA polymerase II cis-regulatory region sequence-specific DNA binding
Source: RefSeq, a predicted model, not a curated record